UGAAUCAAUAGUAAUUAGAUAUUGGUAAUCGAAUAUCGACAAUUGGCAUUGUUAUAUUUCUUUUAUAUACUUGGACCAUUUACAGGCAGUGUGAAUAAUUGAUUCAAGUCAAAUUUGCUCAAAAAAUCCUAUCACCAUUAUCCUCUACUAUUCAUCAUCUACGUACAACAUUGUAUUAAACUAACAUCUUAUUUAUUGUCAUAAAUUUUAUUAAUCUAUAAUCAAUGAUCAUAUAAUUUCGAAAUAUAAUUCUUCAUCAUAAUUAAAAAUGAAUCCAAAAUUGUCAAUUUGUUCGAUUCUUCUAUCUUUAACUACAUUCAUUUCAAUUAACAAUGCUAAAUAUCAUCCAUAUAAUGGUAAAAUUGGUAUCGAAUGCCAAACUGAAGAUGGAAUCAUCUUUUUGCGUAUUGAUGAAAUGAUAAUUGAUGACAAAAAACUUGAUUGGAAACAAUUAGAUUAUAAUGCAUCAUCUUGUACAUCAUCGGAAAAAAUUAUUGAAAAUAAAACACCAACAAAUAUCGAAAAAUUGGAAUUGAAAUUUGAAACUGAUAUUGGAAUGGAUUUUGAAUUCUUGAAGAUUAAAAAUAAUACAUAUGAAAUGAAAAAAAUUACAAUCAUAUUGAAUGAAACAUUGUAUGAAAAAGAUGAAUUUGAUUUACGAUAUAAUCAUAAAUUUAAAAUCGACACACAGGGCUAUCAUUGUGAUGAUCUUAUCAACUAUUUAAAAAUCAAUAAAACCGUUCCUAAUGUUAAGGAUGAAAUAAGUGUACAAUUUAAACAAUUUCAAUUUGCUGCCUAUCUUAGCCACGAAAAUAUUACAAAUAUUGCAUUCAAAGAAUGUAAUCCAUUACCUGGUAAUCAACUAGUACCUAUUCUGGUCGGCAGUGGUCUAUUAGUUUUAAUGGGUGUAUGUUUGACCAUCUAUAUUUUUAUGCGAUCACGAUAACCAUGAAAAAAAUAUACUGAAUUGGAUUGAAUUUGUGGCAAAAUAAAACAAAAAUUAAAUUAAAUUAUUUAAAUGUAUUUGAAUUCAUUGUUUUUCAUUUUAAA
Dermatophagoides pteronyssinus (European house dust mite) is the source of this 1050-nucleotide messenger RNA. RefSeq lists its product as uncharacterized. NCBI's taxonomy places the organism in Eukaryota, Metazoa, Arthropoda, Arachnida, Sarcoptiformes, Pyroglyphidae. The record is from RefSeq and is a predicted model, not a curated record.